Messenger RNA from Asparagus officinalis (garden asparagus), 2423 nucleotides. RefSeq names its product transcription factor bHLH140. The record is from RefSeq and is a predicted model, not a curated record. Gene Ontology annotation, molecular function: DNA 5'-adenosine monophosphate hydrolase activity; single-stranded DNA binding; mismatched DNA binding. Gene Ontology annotation, cellular component: nucleus. The transcript has 7 exons. Bases 104 to 2254 code for a protein of 716 amino acids. NCBI's taxonomy places the organism in Eukaryota, Viridiplantae, Streptophyta, Magnoliopsida, Asparagales, Asparagaceae. Gene Ontology annotation, biological process: single strand break repair; double-strand break repair.
CUUCGAUUAUACACCAAAUUCCCCUUUGUAAAGGCACACGAGCUCUCUCCUUCAUCGCCCUUCUCUCGCUCUCCCGCUUCGACCCUCUCUCUCCCUCUCUCUCAUGGACCUCGACGCCAAUCCCCAGCACCAAGAUUCAGAGGAGAAGCCCAAGGGCAUAGUCGUAAUUCUCAGCGGAGCUCCGGGCAGCGGAAAGUCCACGUUCUGCAACGAUGUCUUGAGCGCCGGCCGCCGAUCUUGGGUUAGGGUUUGUCAGGACACUAUUGCAAAUGGGAAGGCUGGUACAAAAUCACAGUGCUUGAAGAGUGCUGCUGCUGCAUUAAAGGAAGGCAAAAGUGUUUUUAUUGACAGAUGCAAUUUGGAGAAAGAACAACGUGCUGAGUUUGUGAAGCUUGGUGAUGAACAAGUAGAUGUGCACGCAGUAGUACUUGAUCUUCCUGCUAAGGUUUGUAUUUCUAGGUCAGUGAAGAGAUCCGGGCACGAGGGCAACCUGCAGGGUGGGAAAGCUGCUGCUGUGGUCAAUAGAAUGCUACAAAAGAAAGAGUUACCUAAAGUCAGUGAAGGAUUCUCGAGGAUUACUUUUUGUCAGAAUGAAAAUGAUGUUAGAGAUGCGGUUAAAAUAUACAGUAACUUGGGUCAGAAUGAUAACCUUCCGGCUGGAAAUUUUGGUCAGAAAAGCCCUGAUGCUAAAGUGCAGCUUGGGAUAAUGAAGUUUCUUAAGAAAGUUGAGAACCCUAAGAAUGCAUCUAAUGGUUCACAAGGUUCUUCCCCAAAACAAGAAAUUAAGGACAAAGACCCCUGUUUCAUGGAACUUGAAAAUGAGCAUGAGAAUAAGGAAGGUAUAAAGCUCAAAGACUCGUUGGUAGAUGAUAUACCUAUUCUGGCUUUCCCGUCUAUAUCAACCUCAGAUUUCCAAUUUGACCAUGGAAAGGCGUCUGAUGUUAUUGUGGAGAGUGUUAUUGAGUUUUUGAACAAGGUUGAUAAUGUCAGACUUGUUCUGGUAGAUAUAAGCCAUAAGUCACAUAUGUUAUCUUUGGUUAAGGAGAAAGCUGAGAAGAAAAAUAUUGACCCGAACAAGUUUUCCACACUUGUUGGAGACAUAACUCGGCUUUGUACAGAAGGAAAACUAUGCUGCAGAGUCAUUGCUAAUGCUGCAAACUGGCGAUUAAAACCUGGAGGUGGAGGAGUUAAUGCAGCUAUAUUCAAAGCAGCAGGUGAAGAUCUGGAAAUGGCAACGAAGGAAAGGGCUGAUACUCUUAGCCCUGGGACCUCUGUUGCCAUUCCUCUUCCUUCUACUUCUCCUCUCUAUCGAAGAGAAGGAGUUACUCAUGUUAUACAUGUUCUUGGACCAAAUAUGAACCCACAGAGACCAAACUGCCUUAAAAAUGACUAUGUCAAAGGUUGCAAGGUCCUUCGUGAUGCCUAUGCCUCUCUUUUUGAAAACUUUGCAUCCAUUACACGAGACCAAAGAUGCAACGAGGUAAAGAGCAGUGAUCCUAGAAAUGAUGCCAGUAAGAGAAGCAGUGUCGAUAAUUUGCACAAUGAUCAGAAGAACAAACGAGAUGGCUUCCAUGACUCCGAGAGUAACAAAAAAUCAAAACCUGAUGAUAACAUGGUAGUUUAUAAAGAUAAGCAGAAGAAUGAGAAAACUGCUGCAAAAAGGACCUGGGGUUCAUGGGCACAAGCUCUUCAUCAGAUGGCCAUGGAUCCUGAGAAGCACAAGGAUGCUGUCAUUGAGAUAUUCGAUGAAUUUGUAGCUUUAAAUGACCUUUAUCCAAAGGCAAAAAAACACAUCCUCGUGGUAUCAAGAUUGCCUGGUCUCGAUUCUAUAGCAGAUGUUCAGAAGGAACACCUUCCGUUGUUGAAGACAAUGCAUGAUGCAGGUCUUAAGUGGGCAGAGAAGUUCUUAAAAGAAGAUGCUUCUUUAACUUUUAGACUUGGAUAUCAUUCGGUCCCAUCAAUGCGUCAACUCCACCUUCAUGUUAUCAGCCAAGAUUUCGACUCACCACACCUUAAGAACAAGAAACAUUGGAAUUCUUUCAACACCCUUUUCUUUCGUGAUUCUACGGACGUUAUUGAGGAAGUCGAAAAGUCUGGAGAAGUGACUUUGAACGAUGAGAACUUGUUGUCUGUGGAAUUGAGAUGCCACAGGUGCAGGAGUGCACAUCCUAACAUCCCCAGGCUCAAGUUUCAUAUUUCUAAUUGCAAAGCAUCUAUUUCGUCUACUCAACGACUAGUUUUUGCGUCCUCAUAACUCAUUAAGAGUUCUGCUAGGUGAUGUACAUAAUCCUUUUUAAGUGAGAACCUCACUGAAGAAGAAUGCAUUUUGUGCUUGUAAUCAGCUGAUCCUUCUGGUUGAGUCACUGAUCUAGGUGUAACUUCAAUUUUGCUAUGAGCAGACAAUUUUAUUUGAUUUUUAGUGA